AUGAAGAAGAAGAAAUUCAAGUUUGACGACCUCGAUAUCGAAGACUACUUUAACAAUGCCGAUCCGUACGAGACGCCAAAAGCAGCGAAAUCUCGCGUCUCUUAUGCUGGAAGAGAUCUCAUCUCAGUGUUAUGCCAGCACGUUGAACUGGCUGUUGAGCUGGGCAAACAUCUCAACGACAGAGACGUGCUGAACCUCUGUCUCGCGAACCGUCCCUUUUACUGCACCGUCAGUGGCUAUCUCCUUUCCAGCAUUCGAACAUGGAUCGAAUACAGAGCCCCAGAGGCAGGGCGCAUUUUUCACUACCAGCUCUACGCAAGGCAUCUCGUGGAUGAUCCGCAGAGAAGGACGUGGAUGGCUCUGAAGCAAGGCAUGAACACGUCGCCGAAUAAGGACAGCAAAAUUCGCAAAGUACCUGGUUUGAAGUAUCUACAGCUGGUAUUGGGACGGGACAAGUACUGCAGGGAGAUUCUCGCCAUCAUGGCUCGAUGUGGCCACCGCAUGCCGACGACGAUGCAUCACUCACUUCUACGGCUCUGGCUUCUCAUGGACAUUGCCACUUCUCACCAGAGACAGUCCAUGCUGCGAAUGACACAUCUAUUCAAAGACGUUGACCUCUAUAACAUACAAAUGUUCAUCAUCAAGCUCGGCAUGCUGUUCAACGAUCCUGUCUACGGCCCUUGCAAAUAUGAUCUGGUACAGCUUAUGCUGGGCCAGAAAGGUCUCUAUAAACUAUGGCAGCUUCUUACCCGCAAGAAAUUCAAUAAGCUUUCCGAAAUAAUUGAGCUCAAGCUGCGCUACGACUUUAAUUUUUUCAGUGAAGGCGGCUAUUGGUUAGAAAACAUGCUGGGCCAGAUCCAGGGCAUCCCCUUUCGGGAAAUUGGCCAGCAGCACAAGGAGGGCUGGGGAGCAGGCCGAGCACAUCUUCUUCGGCCGGACGAGGUUAUUCCCAUAGAAGCUGUUCGUAGGGGGCUUUGCCUAGACGAACACUUGAGCCAAAUGAUGAUUUGGGGAUACUUUGAUUGGAAGACGGGAGAGAAUAUCGUUCCCUCCAUGGAAGAGAUGUAUAUUGAGGAUGAGGAUGAUGUCCUCGCCAACGUUGAUACGCUUGAACACUGGAAGCCAAGACACAUUUUGAAGAAGCAGUGGUACAAGCUGACCCCUGAGCAGCAGGAUGAGAUCCUCUCUGAUGAAGAGGAUGAACGGCUGCGGGCUCAAGCCUGGUGCGGUAACUCGGACGACGACGCUGGCAGUUUGGACGGCGUCUCUGAUUCUGAUUCUGACAAAUCCCUUGAUCUCGACGAGGAAAUCAACCGCGGUUACAUUGUACGCCCUCAGGCCAAGGAUCACGAGUCCACAGUGCCCGAUGUCAAUAACAUGCAGGGCUGGAUAGACUUUGUCAAUCAAUCCAUAUUAGGUGGCAUACCCGUAGAUCUCGGAGAAGAGGAGAAGAUUAGGGCUCAAGCCUGGAGCUCUUAUCCUGACCACGAUCCAGGAGAGGACUGGGAUUGGGAUGAUUUGAUCAGAGAGAGGCGAAAUCGACGCUCGCAUCAGCAAGAGCCUGGUUCAGGAUCUGAUUCACAGGGUGAAGGAGACUCGGACGAUGAAAUGGAGGAUUACGAUGAUGAUGAGGAGGAAGAUGGAGAAGGCAGCUAUGUUUAUAAUGAUGAUAUGGAAGACGGCAACGGUGAUGAAGAGGAUGAUGCUGAUGACAAUAAUCUGGCAGUAUAG
Trichoderma asperellum CBS 433.97 is the source of this 1731-nucleotide messenger RNA. RefSeq lists its product as uncharacterized. The record is from RefSeq and is a predicted model, not a curated record. Lineage: Eukaryota; Fungi; Ascomycota; Sordariomycetes; Hypocreales; Hypocreaceae.